Molecule: messenger RNA, 2522 nt
Organism: Bipolaris sorokiniana ND90Pr
Lineage: Eukaryota; Fungi; Ascomycota; Dothideomycetes; Pleosporales; Pleosporaceae
Exons: 1
Coding region: 311-2149 (612 amino acids)
Biological process (GO): phospholipid transport; mitochondrion organization
Cellular component (GO): ERMES complex
Molecular function (GO): lipid binding
Source: RefSeq, a predicted model, not a curated record
AAUCCCGGAAAAUCCCCUCGACUCCCGCAAAUAUCCUCGCGCCUCGCACGCUCCCAUCACUCCACCCACCAUCUCUGCGCCAUAAUUGCAUCCGCCCUCCCACUCCGCCCUCCCGCUCCCAUACAAUCCUCUGCUCUCCGUCAACACACCCUCCCCGUCCCACGCGUCCCGCCCCGUCUCCCCCGUCAGUGUCUCGUGUGAUCGCAUGGCGAAUGCACGCGACCGCACCAUCACCUGCCAAUCUCUAGCUCCCGCCCGGUAAAGUCGACGCUCAACCCCUCGCCGCACCGGGCGAUCCCAAUCAAUCGCCAUGGCUUUCAACUUCAACUGGUCCCCGCUUAUCGCAGACACGUCGCGCGCCCGCGACAUGCUCACCACCGCCCUGAACAAGUCGCCCAAGCCGCCUAUCAUCGUCGACGACAUCAUCGUCACCGAGCUGAACCUGGGCACCACCCCGCCCGAGCUGGAGAUACUGGAGAUUGGCGACCUGGCAGAGGACAGGUUCAGAGGCAUUUUCAAAAUGUCGUACGCCGGCGAUGCCUUCCUGACCCUCAAGACAAAGGUCCAGGCAAACCCGCUCAAGACGUACUUGUCCACAAAACCAGAUUUUGCCUCGCCCCAGCCCUUGGCCGCCGCCUCGGGCCUGACGAUACCUCUGCAAAUUACCCUCUCCGAAAUCCGCCUGUCUGGAUUCGUCAUUCUCGUCUUCUCCAAGCAAAAGGGCCUGACGCUCGUCUUCCGCAACGACCCCCUCGAUUCGCUCAAGGUCUCUUCAACCUUUGACUCGAUCCCCUUUGUGCGCGACUACCUCCAAAAAGAGAUUGAGGGCCAAUUGCGUGUGCUCUUCAUGGAAGAUUUGCCAGCUAUCAUCCACAGGUUAUCCCACCGAAUGCUCUCGCCAGAGUACCGCGAAAUCGACAUGGAAGAACGCUUGGAGGGGGCCAAGGACACAACCGCCGCCAUCGAUCCUCUUGCAUCCCCGCCUCAAGAUGCCGUUGAUGCCUUUGGCAAUCCCCUAGACGAGGCCCAAAUAUCUGCCUUGUCCCUCGAUUCGGGCGAGAUACAUGCGUCGUUUUCGCAGAAGAAUAUCCUCCGCCUCGCCGCGCUCUCCGAAUCUCAACGAACACUGUCGCUCUUCACACCCGGCAUACGCGAUGCUGUGUUUCGUGCCUGGGCGGGUCAUCCCGACCGGCCCGAGUCUGGCGUUGCCACCCCUGCGCUUACACAAGGCAGUUUGUCAAGGAUACAGUCAACGUUUGGUAGCCUAAAGUCUGGCGCAUCCUCGGUUGCUUCUGAUAGCACGGGCAACGAGACCCUGAGCUCACGGCCGACCAUGGUUUCGUCCUUUUCCUCGUCGGCCGGACUCAGUCUCAGCUCCGCUCGCUCGCGCGCUGGGGGUAUGCGCAAACGGAAGAAGCGCGUUGUCGAUCUAAGGAAAAAGGACAUCCCAGACUCUGGUGUGUCUACAGGAGAAAACACGCCACUGCAGAGCGCGUAUGCAUCCGAGACAUCAAGCGUUAUACCAGAAGAGAGGGAAGCAGAGGACGAGCUGGCUACUCCGCCAAUGAGUCCCACACAGCCAGGAGUGCGCUUCGAGGGCAGGCGUGGAAGUCUCGAUGUUGGUACUCCCAAACGUAUACCUGAAUCUAAGCCGGUACUUGAAGAGCCACCUGCGUUUGGUUCUCUCGCCCCUGCGCCUGAAUUUUCAAAAGCACCUAGACCUGCAAAGUCGAAGCAGUCAGCGCCACAGCAUUCGCUACCAUUUGUACAUCUUGAAGACCCAUUCAUAUCCCGCGGAUCCAGACGCCCGCCCAUUUCCCACAACAAGUUACGACAGGCCCAACAAUCCACCUCUCCACUCCUACGCUCCCUGUCUUUCGACAAGGUCUCAUCCCUCUCGGCUCUAUGCUCGCCCCCUCGCGCCCUCUCCCCACCUAAUACCAACAUGGCAUGCAGCUCCGGCGGCAUCCUCGAGCAAGCCUGGAUGCACAAGAUGGCACAGGAAAUUGCGAGAAAAGUGCAGGAAGAAAAGGACCGGUCUUCACGGCAGCGACCCUCGAAUCAUACGCGCACAAAGACUGCCCCUGCCGGACGAAGCUUUUGGCAGAACGACGAUGAGAUUGAGGCUCCACCUGCUUAUGUGGCGUAAUAUUGGCCUCUCUCUCUCACCCACACACCUCAACGAAAAGUGGCCUUGUGAUGAAGUUAUGAGUGAUGAUAUUUUGUCAUGACUAGCGUUUUUUGUCUUUGUCUUCUUUUCUCAACUCAACCUUUGAGUCUAUUUUUUUGGUUUCUUGCUCUGUAAUUUGCUCCAUGGGUUUUGAACCCUUUGUUUCGUUUGUUCCACUAGCAUUGUGUUUUAGCAUCGGCGUUGUCACGGGUAAGGAUUGAAAAGGGGGAGGUAGAGUAAAAAUGGGAGAUGGGGGAGAUCAAAAGUAUUGUCGGUUUCAAGUUUGGAAGAAAGAGGUGAGACACUUAUUUGCAUAGCGCUAAACGGUAGUUAUUAGCAUCACUUGUUUUUC